Kockovaella imperatae is the source of this 1348-nucleotide messenger RNA. RefSeq lists its product as hypothetical. NCBI's taxonomy places the organism in Eukaryota, Fungi, Basidiomycota, Tremellomycetes, Tremellales, Cuniculitremaceae. The record is from RefSeq and is a predicted model, not a curated record. The transcript is spliced from 7 exons. The coding region runs from base 347 to 1348 and encodes 333 amino acids.
GCAAGAUAUCGAUCUAUACAUGCCGAGGGCCAUUCCCUCGCAAGCGUGAGAGACUAUGCGAGGCAUCACGUGAUGAGAACACGCGUGACUGAUUUUUAUCCUUGAAAUGUGGCACGGAUGAGAUGCUCUUCUCGGCCGUCUUUUCCCCAUUGACUUUUGCGGUUCAAUACUUGUUCCGAGAAGGACUGGACCAUAUGCUUUCGGUCGGCGGAUCUCAUUGAACGAGCUAUAAAUGUAACGAAAUGAACCACUCAAAAGCCGACAGGACCGACGUCUGUCUCUCUUAUAUCUUUCGCAGGGUCCUCCCAAUUUAUCCGCCCAGAAUCAGCUUGACUCACCACUUGAGAUGCCUAUCCAACUCAAGACUCAACUGGUCGACAGUGUACAAGGCUCUAUCAAGCUAUUGGGAGGUACAGAGAGGGAUCUGGAAUGGAAGGACCAACUGAAACGAGAAGGCUGGUGUGUGGUCAAAGGUGUUCUGUCGACGGGCAAAGCAAAGCAGUACGAGGAUGGAGCUUAUGAAUUUCUGGAAUCCUUUGACCUUGGAUUUGAUCGACAUGAUCGAUCGACUUGGGUCGCGGAACGUAUGCCGUAUUUCUACAAGGGUGGUCUCAUCUAUGCGUACGGAUCGGGCCACGAGCAGUUCGUUUGGGAUGUGAAACAGGACCCAGCGGUCGUAAACGUCUUUGCGGAGAUCUGGGGGACCGACGAACUGGUCGUGUCGUAUGACGGGUUUAACUUCUCUCUGCCACUUCCGGAUCGUCCUGAAGAAGAUUUCAAAGCUUGGGCACAUGUCGAUCAAUCGCCACUGGUCACUGGAUUCCACUGUCUCCAAGGCAUUGUCAACAUCCUGCCCAAUGGUCCAGAGGAUGGAGGUUUGAUGGUUCUCAAAGGCUCUUCGGCCCUGUAUAAAGAAUUGUGGCGGGCCUUUGAUGAACAUAUUGGAGGAUGGAACAAGCACGAUCGUCAUGAUCAUACGCCUGAACAGAUCCAGUGGCUGUUAGAUCACGGAUGUGAAUGGCACAAGGUCUGUGCAGAUCCUGGCGACCUGUUACUAUGGGACAGCCGGACAGUCCAUUACGGCGCUACGCCGACCUCCACCAACCCCCGCUUAGCAUCGUAUGUCUGCUAUAAACCUGCACGAAUGGUUACUCCUGAGCUCAAGGCCAAACGUCGACUUGCAUGGGAUGAGAAGAAGGAGACGACUCAUGACCCAAUCACAUUCACUGCCAAUCGGAGAGAACCGCCAGAGGAUCAUCCCACGUUCGGCCAUCUCAAGGUUAAGCAGUUGCAAGAACCGCGUCUGACGGCUCUGGGUCGAAAGUUGGCAGGACUGGAUGAUUGGUGA